GCUCGCUAGAGGACGCUGCGCAGCUGUGUCAGGUGACGUAAAGGUGACGUAUGUAGGAAGUGUCUUGGAAGAAAAACAAAAUCUGCAGCUGGAUAAAUCACGAGUGAAAUAUUACACGCUGCGGCAACGACGAUGAUGAUGACUUCUCAGCAGCAAUUAAAAGUGUUCCUGUAAGAAAACGCUGUGGCGAUUUAGCACCAAAUAAGACAAGACAAGUUUAUUAUUAUUCAAGCUGGUGCCAUUUCCAGGCCUCUCUAAUGUCUUCUGGGUGUCCACCCCAGUCCCCUGCUGUGGCAAAGUCCGAGGUAGCAGUAGAGGGAGAAUGCCCGCUGCUGGCUGCCACCUUUGCCUACUGGGACAACAUCCUGGGUCCACGGGUGCGCCACAUCUGGGCACCAAAAGGUGACCAGGUGAUGUUCCUCAGCGAUGGAGAGGUCACAUUUUUGGCCAAUCAUACACUGAAUGGGGAGAUUCUGCGUAGUGCCGAGUGUGGUGCCGUGGAUGUGAAGUUCUUUGUUCUGGCGGAAAAGGGCGUCAUCAUUGUGUCUCUGAUCUUCGAUGGCGAGCUGAAGGGGGACAAGAACACGUGCGCUUUGUCCAUCAUCCUCCCUCAGACAGAGCUGGCCUUCUACCUGCCUCUACACACCAUCUGUGUGGAGAGGCUGAAGCAUGUCAUCCGCAAAGGCCGCAUUUGGAUGCAGAAGGGCUACAACAUUAUCUCAGUGCUGAGCUUGGAGAUUGUACCUAUCAUGGAGCUGUUGGCCUCUAUGAAGACACAUAGUGUGCCGGAAGAUAUCGAUAUAAAAGACACCGUGCUAAAUGAUGAUGACAUCGGGGACAGCUGCCACGAGGAUUUCCUCCACAAGGCCAUCAGCUCUCAUCUACAGACUUGCGGCUGCUCAAUAGUGGUUGGAAGCAACCCAGAGAAAGUAAAUAAGAUCGUGCGGACUCUCUGCCUCUUUCUCACCCCGGCCGAGAGGAAGUGCUCUCGCCUCUGCAAAGCCGACUCUUCCUUCAAAUACGACACGGGCCUGUUUGUUCAGGGUCUGCUUAAGGACUCCACAGGCAGCUUCGUCCUGCCCUUCCGCCAGGUGCUCUACUCGCCUUACCCGACCACGCACAUUGACGUCGACAUCAACACAGUCAAGCAGAUGCCGCCGUGCCACGAGCACACGUACAACCAGCGGCGCUACAUGCGGUCUGAGCUAAGUGCGCUCUGGAAGACGGACAGUGAGGAGGACAUUCCCCCUGACAGAGUCAUCCACACAGAUGAAACAUUCACUCCUGACCUGAAUAUAUUUCAAGACGUCAUGCAUAAAGACACUUUGGUGAAGUCAUUUAUAGAUGAGGUGUUCAUGCUGAAGCCAGGCCUGUCCCUGCGGAGCACAUAUCUGGCCCAGUUCCUGCUGUUACUCCACAGGAAGGCCCUCGCGCUGCUCAAGUACAUCGAGGACGAAACGCAAAAAGGGAAGAAGCCGUUUCGAUCCCUCCGCAAUUUGAAGACGGACCUGGACCUGACAGUAGAAGGAGACCUCAACAUAGUAAUGGCCUUCGCUGAGAAGCUGAGGGCAGGACUGCACUCAUUUGUGUUUGGGAAGCCAUUUUACACGAGCAUGCAUGAACGAGAUGUACUCAUGAGCUUUUGACUUCCCUCUUCACCUGCACUUUGGAAACAGGCAUUUUGUUGUAUUAUUUUAUUGCUACAUGAAUGCAUGCACAUGUGUACUCUUUGAGACAAGACUGCUAUUGAUUGAUUGCCAGAUUAUUUGUUUCUGCUUUGCUGAAAUGAAAAGCCUUCCUUUUGUCUUGAUCCACUGAUUGUUACUGCUGUUAUGAGCCAUUAGAAUUUAAGUGUUGACAUUGCCUUGAUCAACUGUAAGUACAUUGUGAGUUGAAUGUUUUUAGGAUUUAAAUUAUUAUCAGCAGGAUGAAUUUUUCAUGUAUUCUUUGCCUUCUGUUAAUAGAGGGUCUGUACUAAUUUAUGGUAUUAAAACUGGCAUCCACCAGUAUUCGCAAUUUAAUUAAAACUUAUAUUUAUUAAAA
This is a messenger RNA of Larimichthys crocea (large yellow croaker), 2043 nucleotides long. It is a transcript of the gene c9orf72, whose product is annotated as C9orf72-SMCR8 complex subunit. Gene Ontology annotation, biological process: autophagy; endocytosis. NCBI's taxonomy places the organism in Eukaryota, Metazoa, Chordata, Actinopteri, Sciaenidae. The record is from RefSeq and is a predicted model, not a curated record. The transcript has 10 exons. Gene Ontology annotation, molecular function: guanyl-nucleotide exchange factor activity. Gene Ontology annotation, cellular component: autophagosome; endosome. The coding region runs from base 258 to 1646 and encodes 462 amino acids.